Ramularia collo-cygni is the source of this 1326-nucleotide messenger RNA. RefSeq lists its product as uncharacterized. The record is from RefSeq and is a predicted model, not a curated record. NCBI's taxonomy places the organism in Eukaryota, Fungi, Ascomycota, Dothideomycetes, Mycosphaerellales, Mycosphaerellaceae. Gene Ontology annotation, biological process: lipid metabolic process. The transcript is spliced from 2 exons. Bases 1 to 1326 code for a protein of 441 amino acids.
AUGUCCAAGAUCCCUUCCACUUCGUCGCCUGCAUUCUUGUGGAAGCCUGAUGUCAACAUCUCACCCUUUUUCAUACUUCCGUUCCUGCUUAUUCGAGAUCUUACCUUUACCUUCACGGUUACAAAUAACCCAUACCUUCUAAUCCUAGCACAAUCCAGCAUACUUGCCAUAUCGGUUGGCUUCACUCGCCCACAAUCCAUCGUCCGCUACGGUCUAUUCCCCGCCUCAGUCCUACUAUGCGCCAAGGCACUCUCCUCCCUCCGCUCAGGAUGGACCGGUAACUUCGCAAUCUCUACAUGUCUCGGCUACAUCACCUCGUGGGAAGUUCUCCAAUAUCUCGUCGUCGCCUUGAUUGAGCCGUGGGAUUUCCGCAGGCAAGGACAAGUCAGCAACGCUUUGAAGAACACGAAAUUUCCCACGCCGCCCAAAGAUACCAUCGUCAACCGCCUCCUCUUCGGCUACGAUGMCGCUUACAGUCAGCGCCAUUGCGGUACUCCGUUUGAAGUCUCCAACGUUCCGGCUUUUUCGAAGAGGAAUCCGACGCAGAAACCAUCACGAAUUGCAUGGCUUGCAAGUACAGCAAUGUAUGUUGCAAUAUCCUACUUAUUGCUGGACAUUGUGGCUGUGGCCAACGAUCCGGAGAUGGCAGCUGUAAUGGCAGCGGCAGAGAAAGUCCCCUUUUUCUCCCGACUGUCUGAAGUAACACUUGAAGAAGUCUUCCAACGACUGGCAGCAACAAUAUCAGUCUGGAUUCUCGCCGUCCCGGUCAUCUAUCUUUCCAAGCGUAUUGCUCCGAUCUUGUUUGUGGCUCUCGACUUACAGCGAGUGGAGCAGUACAAACCACUCUUUAACUUCGCAGAGGGUAUGCCUUGGUCUGUGAGGCGCUUUUGGAGUCAUUUCUGGCAUCAAAUGUUCAAGGACAAAGUCUACCUUCCUUGCAAAUACCUCUGCGACAACAUCCUACAUCUCCCAGAUGGCUCAAWCCUGAGGAGGUAUUCUCUCAUCGUUUUGACUUUUGCGCUUUCGGGAGUCGCUCAUGUUGCGGGCGAGUAUGCGAGUGGAAUGGACAUGUGGGAGGACAGUGGAGCUAUGCAGUUCUUUGUGGGACAAGCGGGAGGGAUUAUCAUUGAAGAUUUUGUGGUGUAUCUCUGGCAGAUGCAGUUUGGAAAGGGAAAUCARACGGCGUGGCAGAUUUGGUUGGGGAGAGUGUGGGUUGUUCUUUUCAUGUUUUGGAGUGUGCCGAUUUGGGGUUAUCCUCAGGCGAGGUUGGGUGAUGGUAGAGUCGUUCCUUGGAGUGUCAUUGAGGCUUUUGGGUAUGGGAAGUGA